Messenger RNA from Colius striatus (speckled mousebird), 1081 nucleotides. Its product is annotated as HAUS augmin-like complex subunit 8. The annotation marks the transcript as partial. NCBI's taxonomy places the organism in Eukaryota, Metazoa, Chordata, Aves, Coliiformes, Coliidae. The record is from RefSeq and is a predicted model, not a curated record. The transcript has 8 exons.
GAAGUCGCGCUAUCUGCAGUGCUUUCAGAAGGACGGCGAGAAGGUCGUGUCCCUGGCUCAUUAAACCAAAGCAGUUUUGAGAAAGGUGACUUGCAAUCCACUUUAUUAGAUGAAGAUAAAGGUAGUCGACCAGAGCUUGAUCUUUCAGCUGUUACUGAUAGAAGUGCUUGUGAAGAGACUCAUCAUUCAAAACCUGUUUGCAAAGGAGCUACUGGGACACGUAAAAGCCGAGCAAAAAAGGUGAGUCUCACUGCUUUCAUGUGUGUCUUUAAGCGAAAUGAUGAUGAUGAUGUGAUUGAAGAGCUGGAGUCUCUGACACUGCUUUUAACUUACCUAAGAAUAAAGGCAGAAAAAAAUCUUGCUGAGCUGGAGAAAAAAAGAGAAGAGAACUUGUUAAGGUUAUGUGAAGAAAAGGAGAGACAACAGGAGAAGCUCUGGGAGCUGAAGCGUGAAAUUCUACUCAAAGAGAGAGAGCACAGACUAGAGGAAGCAUUAGACAAACAGAUGGAUGUACUUUCCCCCCUUGUUGCUGUUUGUGAACAGUUUAAGGAGCAAUAUAAAAACUUUGCUACUUCGCUGGAUGCCGCUAGACAUAAAUUACCCAUCAGGAAUAUUCACAUAGAAGGAGAUGCACUAACAUACCUUGAUGGCCUGCAGAAGGAGUUAACUGUCACACAGGAACUUCUGGCAGAAAUUAUGCCAUGCUACUCAGAAGAAAGUGCACAAGUGUUUGGGGUACUGAAAGACCUUAAAGAAGUCUCUCAGAAACUGGAUCAAGAGAUUCAAAGGAGCUCCACACAAGUGCAGAACCUGGCGUUUGAAGUUAGUAAAGAAGUUUCUCUGUGUAACCAAAGAAAAUGUGAAGAGCAGCAUGGACCAGAUGUUGUAAGAGACUGGUACUUCGGCUAAGUUUGUGUCUUGUUUGACAAACGAGCGGGUUCUAAAGCAACGAGACCAUGCUUCUGUGUGAACAUACAACUUGUCCAAUUUUCAGUCAGUCAUACAACUUACCAACACUUUCAGGCUGUGUGAGCACUGUAAGCAUGUGUGCUUCCUAAAAUAAAGGGAGUUUUCUUCUGCA